This is a messenger RNA of Linderina pennispora, 1994 nucleotides long. RefSeq names its product peptidase M18, aminopeptidase I. The record is from RefSeq and is a predicted model, not a curated record. Gene Ontology annotation, molecular function: aminopeptidase activity; zinc ion binding. The coding region runs from base 363 to 1706 and encodes 447 amino acids. The transcript is spliced from 6 exons. Lineage: Eukaryota; Fungi; Kickxellomycota; Kickxellomycetes; Kickxellales; Kickxellaceae. Gene Ontology annotation, biological process: proteolysis.
UGUUGUCGGUCCAUCCCACGAUCCUGGCCGGGGCAUGCGCUUGCUUCUAAAAUCAACGCAGAUGCUGGUGUGUCCGUGCACGCAUACGGUCCCGGCCCGCAGCUGUUAUCUUGAUGAGGUUGCAGUUGUACAGCCCCAGGACUGCAGCAGGCCUGUGUGUUUACCCAGUGGGCCGGCGUGGGCCGAAAUCCGCCAGUCUGCUACGUCCCAGCCCCAUUUUUCCCAGGCAUCAGCUGCCAGUGGUGCGUCGUCAUCGCGCAAAUCUCGCACUACCCCCUUUUCUCGUACAGUAGGCCUCAGCCCCCUUUCUCCUUCACUUCGCACUCAUUUUUUUGCUUCUCUAUCCAUUCCCGAAUCCUACCAUGUCGAACCUUCCCAAGGCUUACCUCCAGCGCCAGGCCGAGCAGCUCGUGGACUUUGUCAACAAGUCGCCCAGUCCCUUCCAUGCCGUCGACGUGUGCCGCACCUGGCUCAAGGGUGCCCAGUUCACGGAGCUCAAGGAGAAGCAGAGCUGGGACGGCGCCAUCAAGCCCAACGGCAAGUACUUCUUUACGCGCAACGGCUCCUCGAUCGUUGCUUUUGCCGUCGGCGGCAAGUUUACUCCCGGCAACGGCGUCUCGGUCGUCGCUGCCCACACCGACAGCCCUUGCUUUAAGCUGAAGCCCGUGUCGAAGAAGACCAGCAAUGGCUAUCUCCAGGUCGGCGUGCAGAUCUACGGUGGCGGCCUCUGCAGAGGCCGUGUCAUGGUCCGUGACAACAACGGCGGAUACGCAAACCGUCUGGUGUCAGUCGCCGAUCCGAUUCUGCGCAUCCCGUCGCUCGCCAUCCACAUGGAUCGGUCGGCCAACGAUACCUUCACGUUCAACAAGGAGACGCAUCUGACGCCCGUCCUGGCGACUGUCUCGAAGGCGCUGAACGGUCAGGAGGAGUCCUCUGACGCCAAGCGCCUUGCCAAGGAACUCGACAUUGAGGUCGACCAGAUCACCGACUUUGAACUGUGCCUUUACGACACGCAGCCGGCAGCCAUCGGCGGUAUCUGCAACGAGUUCAUCCACUCUGCGCGCCUCGACAACCUGAACUCGUCCUACUGCGCGGUCGAGGGCCUGAUCAACAGCCUCAGCAGCGAGCACGCGCUGGACAACGACUCGCAUGUGCGGAUGAUUGCGCUGUUCGACAACGAGGAGGUCGGCUCGACCUCAGCGUACGGCGCCAACUCUGCGCUGAUCGAGGCUGCGCUGCGGCGGAUCCAGACCGGCGGCUCACCCACCGCCUUCGAGCAGAGCAUGGCCAACAGCUUCAUGAUCUCGUCUGACGUCACGCACGCGGUGCAUCCGAACUACAGCGAGAAGCACGAGGCGAACCACCGCCCAAUGCUGCAGAAGGGCCCGUCGAUCAAGUACAAUGCCAACCAGCGGUACGCGACCACAGGCCGUGACCUCGGCUAUCCUGAAGGAGAUUGCGAAGGCGCCAUGAUAUCCCGAAUGCAGGAGUUCUUGGUCCGCAACGACUCGCCGUGCGGAUCCACGAUUGGCCCGAUGCUGAGCGCUCAGCUGGGUCUGCGCACGGUGGAUAUUGGCAACCCGCUACUGAGCAUGCACAGCAUCCGUGAAGUCUGCGGUGCUGAUGACGUUGGCAUGUCUGUGAAGCUGUUUGAGCACUUCUUUGGCGAGUUUGCUGCUCUUGAUGCCCAGGUCAACGUCGACUAAACAGUGGUUGGUUUUGUCUUCGGUCUCUCUAAUUAGCCUUUGAGUACAAUGCUAGCUACCCUGUUGUGUCCAGUUGUCUCUUGUGCACAGAAACUUGCAUCACGAUAUAAUCCUCAGUAUAGGAUGCUCCUCUAUCAGCAGCACUCUUGUCAUCCCAUUCGCAUCCCGGUAUAUAAUAUUGGCUUGAUGCACAUGUACGGAAUUGUUGGUACAUAUAGCGUUUCACGCACGUUAUCAUUGCUUCAACCACUAUGCAGAAACCCUUUGGUCCCUAUCGUUUUAGAUAUU